This is a messenger RNA of Endocarpon pusillum Z07020, 1131 nucleotides long. RefSeq lists its product as uncharacterized. Gene Ontology annotation, biological process: translation. Gene Ontology annotation, molecular function: structural constituent of ribosome; RNA binding. Gene Ontology annotation, cellular component: ribosome; cytosolic large ribosomal subunit. NCBI's taxonomy places the organism in Eukaryota, Fungi, Ascomycota, Eurotiomycetes, Verrucariales, Verrucariaceae. The coding region runs from base 1 to 1131 and encodes 376 amino acids. The transcript has 7 exons. The record is from RefSeq and is a predicted model, not a curated record.
AUGGGUAUUUGGCUUUCCACAAUGAAAGCGAAGAUGGCGAAUGACAAGAAAGGCAACCAAGAAGAAGCAGCCGAAGCCUUACAUAUUAUUCAGGAGCUCGUCCGUUCAACGAAGCAUCAGUCCCUUAGAGAGUCAUGUGAGAAGUAUGACUUCCUCGACAUACCUGCUAUCUCAAAAAUCUGUUGCUUUGGUUGGGCAGAAUGUCCUAUUUCUCCUACUCCCGAGACGAUUGCUCCCAUAUUGAAACGCAGAAUCUCCAAAUUCUCGCGGGGUCGUGUCGCUGAAGGGAUCUACAACUUGGCUCAACAUGCAAUUAGCGAGCUUCUCUCCCGGUCAGAUGGGUCGUUUCAAUCUCGAACUUACACGGCGCUCAACCACGAUGGUUAUGGUGGCGUCACCAGACUCGAUAUCUUCUUCUUCGUCUAUCGCUUUACCAGCAAGACUCUUCGAUCUAAAGCAAGUCCUGUCAUUGCCUGCGAAGUCUUGGAAUCGGCUACGAAGGACGAUCGGCUCAACGAGAGCGCUCAAUCUACAGCAAUCUUCAUGACGGUGAAUCUAACGACACAGAAGCGCCUCGCCGCCGCGGUGGUCGGCUGCGGAAAACGCAAGAUCUGGCUCGAUCCCAACGAAGUUAACGAAAUCUCCAACGCCAAUUCUCGCCAAACCAUCCGAAAACUCGUCAGCGAUGGUCUCAUCAUCCGCAAACCUGUUGCUAUGCACUCGAGAGCUAGAGCUAGGGAAUUGAAUGCUGCAAGGAGGAUGGGGAGACAUAGAGGGUUCGGAAAGAGGAAGGGUACCAAGGAUGCUAGGAUGCCGAGCCAAGUUCUAUGGAUGCGUCGCCUACGAGUCCUCCGCCGUCUCCUCGUCAAGUAUCGUGCCGCUGGCAAGAUUGACAAGCACCUCUAUCACGAACUCUACCAUCUCAGCAAGGGUAACACCUUCAAGCACAAGCGCGCUCUGGUUGAACACAUCCACAAAGCCAAAGCCGAAGCCGCCCGUGAGAGAGCACUCAAGGAGGAAAUGGACGCCAAACGUGCCAAGACCAAGGCUGCGCGUGAGAGACGACAGGAGCGCAUCCAGACGAAGAGGAAUGCUCUGGCCGGCGAGGAUGAGCCAGCUGCGAAGGAGUAG